This is a messenger RNA of Branchiostoma belcheri (Belcher's lancelet), 1368 nucleotides long. RefSeq lists its product as uncharacterized. Bases 1 to 1263 code for a protein of 420 amino acids. The transcript has 9 exons. Gene Ontology annotation, molecular function: protein xylosyltransferase activity. Gene Ontology annotation, biological process: chondroitin sulfate proteoglycan biosynthetic process; heparan sulfate proteoglycan biosynthetic process. Lineage: Eukaryota; Metazoa; Chordata; Leptocardii; Amphioxiformes; Branchiostomatidae. The record is from RefSeq and is a predicted model, not a curated record.
AUGGGCAGCUGGGACUUAGUCAUCAACCUGAGUGGCUCGGACCUGGCUCUCCGAGACGUGGACGACAUGGCGGCCGCCUUGGCACCGUACAGAGGCAAGAAUUUCAUCCAUGUCAACCACCAAUGGAAGGACAGACAUAGAUCCGUAUGGCACAGCUGCGGUGGGCAUGUGUAUAACGUGACGAGACGAGGUGAGGCUCCGGCCGUGGCGGACAUCUAUUCGGCGUCCCAGUGGGCUGUUUUGAGCAGGCACACGCUGAUCCCGGAGCACCUGCACCGCAUCGCGCCGUUCCUGGAUAAAGACCAGCUGGGGUUCUGUCGGCACGCAGACGAGACGGACAUGUGUGGCAAGGGCCCGCGGACCUUCCAUCAGAAAGACGUCCCGUCCCUGCUGCGCGCCUCGCGGAGGUUCAUGUUUGCCAGGAAGUUUGACGGACGGCCUGAGGAUCCUACAAGACGCGCAGUCUCACGGUGGCAGAGACGGGACUUUUACCUGAACUUGCAACAGCACGGUGGUGUUUCAGACGCACUGUUGAGCCACUGGGAGACCAACAGACACACUGUCUUACCUAAACUAGAAGAGGCAGGAGCAGCCAUGGUGCACCUCAGACUGCUUGCAAAGGCAACAAGAGAAGAAACAGAAACUGGAACCUGCACGCUAAACCGAGCGCACAAAGGAAAUAAUGGUACGGAGACCACGUUUGCCCGGUUUGACAAGUUGCAAGGGAACAAAAACACUAUUCUCCACUUCUCCAUCCGGGUGAUGAAUCCACGUGGUGAAGAACACUGUCGCAAACUGACAGCAUUCUUGUGGAACCCGCCCAAGGCUCGGCACAACAUAGCGCUGUCUGUUGCACAUCCUUACCAGUAUGAGACAACCUUGCACAUGAUUAGUAACACCACCCUGAACCAGACUGGGGACACUUUCAGUGACACCUGGCAGGUUGAAGAUGUCAUGGAAAUCACAGAUCACAUCAACUCAACAAACAGUAAGAACCAGCCAUUAUCACAGCCAGUUCCAGUGAGAAAGUCCCGUCGUAUGUGGUCAUCUGUUCGACUGAGAACUGUACACAGCACAGACCAACUCUUAGCAGCAGGGAGUGUUGCAGCUAUCAUCAUGGUUCUUUUUGUCUUGAUGAUGACAUAUCAACACAGGAGGAAGAAGAGGUACAAGAAGCUGUUUAAUGUGGCAAGAAUUCUUCUGAUCCUCCUCCUCAUCACUCUGGUACUGAGGAACAUCAGCAGCAGUACAACUACUCUGUAACACUGGUACUGAGGAACAUCAGCAGCAGUACAACUACUCUGUAACACUGGUACUGAGGAACAUCAGCAGCAGUACAACUACUCUGUAACACUGGUACUGAGGAAC